CUUUUCCUCCUAGUAAUUAAGUCACAGUCCGCUCUCAUGGGAUCAACCGAGCUUGUCAACGGGGGCACGAGGACCUGUCGCAUUUUUUAAAGAUCUUGUACGUUGUUCCUUCUUGCGCAAUUUCAAUCAUCACAGAGAGAAUGUUGAACGCCCGAGCACCAUCGCACUCCCACUCUUCAACGGGAGCCGGAGCCUGGUCACUCCGCUUUGGCCAAAGGCAGGGACUGUUAAUGAGACUGCUGGCCGCCUCCCUUUUCUACUACAACGAAGUAGCCACGAAGGUGGUUUUUGCCGAGGUCCACCGUAUGCAGAUUGCGGAGGACUGGAUCAAUCCAGACUUACAUUUUCGCCACCUCUACGGGGUGUCGAAGGACUACGAUGCGGAGAUUGAAAAGUUGGACUGCCAAAGCCUGAAAUCCAUGAUUUUGACGAACCACGAACUGCUGGAGAUCCACAGCAACGCCGUGAACGCGGACGGUAGCUUCAACGUCGUUUUGCUCGACAACGAUCAGGUCAGUGGCUGGGUAGACGUGGAACCGCUUUUGGAAGGAUGUAGUGCCUUGCAGAAGUUGUACCAGCUGGCCACUGUAGGAACGAAAGUGUGUAGAAGAAGUAGAAGAACCAGGAGGAGUACAAAUCCUGACCACUCUGUAGCCGCAGCGCGAAGAACUGAGAUGUGGUCUUCACAACCGCUGCAGAUCCUGCAACGAGAGCUGAGCUGUGCGACAUUUCAACGUACUAGCAGCUCCUCGAAGAGUACUAGCCAAACUGGUACUCCUUUCGACGAUGUGGUAUCUCUCGUUGAAAGCCAGUUGCGUAAAGACCCAGCUGCAUUUGCUCUAGAAGCGGAGCCUGGAGAUAUUCUCCCCGAGGUCGAAGCGCGGUCCGUUUACCGAGGAAAAAGCUCCCUGGACGUUAAGCGGGAAUCCCUAACCCACGCGCUGGAGCUUUUGCAAGCUUUCAGAACCGAUCCAGGAGCAGCGAAAUGGACACUGGGUCCGCGGUUUCACAGAAGGUUCGGUAGAGUUUUGAGAAAAGUCGGCCAGGAAGUAGCUACAGACGACGUUGAAGAGGACCACGAAAAAAGCCCUGAAGGGCUAGAUCCGUCUCUCUCUUGGUACCUCCUUCGGAACUUCGCCAUCCAGGCCCUGGCCCUGUAUCUCGACCGGGUGACGCAGCACGUGACCUUAAAGUCGUUGCCCUUUUUCAAUCUGGGCGCCGAUCUGAAUCUCGGAUUUCUCUUCCACAAAGUGAACAUGAAGUACGAGCACGGCGUGUUUGGCUUUCGCUUCGACGUCAUUUUCUGGCUCGCGGAGCAGCAAUUGCUGCGGAAACUUGAAGCCGCUGCGGCACAGAACAAAGAUACAACAGCUGAUGGCGCGUCAGCGCAGUUUGAUGCGGAGAAAGCACGAAGGCAACUGUACUCCAGCGCAACAGACGAAAGUCAUUUUCUGGGAGGUGCUUCAACAAGUGACCAACUGCGAAGACCGAAACUCCGCAUUGCCGAGGUUGGAGUAGAGAAAGGCGAGACGGUGCGUUACGUGUUGCAGAAGCUCGGGAAAUGGAUCGAGUACUACGCUGUCAUCGACCCGUACUACAUGGAAGGGAAGCCAACUUUGGACGAUGUGCUGGAGUACUACAGCCAAAAUGUCACGGAGGUGUGUGAAAGCCACAACCUGCUUCACAACAACUCCGCCUGCGUAACGCAUAGAGUGAACUCCUUGGACUUCAGGAUCGACGAAAAACACCGACUGGAAUCUUUCGAACAAGAUGAUGACCUGUUUGACGUGAUUUUCCUGGACGCCGACCACAGCUACCACUCGGUGACGCAGGACGUAGGUUUCUACGCCAAUUUGGUACGGAAAGGGGGAGUGUUAGCUGGGCACGACUUCUCGAAAGACCACCUACAGGUGGUGCUCGCCGUUCUGGUGCACUUCGCACAGUUGGAGGAACCCGUAACGCUACACAUAGGAAUGGAAACUGUCUGGUUUGUGUAUCGGGAAACAUGGUGACAAGGAGAGUUGUCCUUUGCUUGUUUAAUCAUCACGCUCAUCUAUCUCAUGGUCGUAGCCGCGCGCACCAGAUCCAGAGAACUGCAACUGACUACAUCGUGGACUAAGAUUUCCACUUGAUGCUGCUCCUGUUACCCUGAGACAUGAGUUAUGGUGUGACUGGCGAUCGUGCUUCUUCG
Molecule: messenger RNA, 2191 nt
Organism: Amoebophrya sp. A120
Lineage: Eukaryota; Dinophyceae; Syndiniales; Amoebophryaceae
Source: the annotation of a GenBank genome assembly